Messenger RNA from Ogataea philodendri, 1272 nucleotides. RefSeq lists its product as uncharacterized. The coding region runs from base 1 to 1272 and encodes 423 amino acids. The record is from RefSeq and is a predicted model, not a curated record. The transcript has 4 exons. NCBI's taxonomy places the organism in Eukaryota, Fungi, Ascomycota, Pichiomycetes, Pichiales, Pichiaceae.
AUGGUGAUCAGGUUGAUAGGCAAUGAACUGUUUCUUCACCGCCUCAAAGGACUCCUCGUCGCUUGGCUUGAUCAGAGUGUGCAGUUUUGGAAUCAGCAGCUGGUAGAAAUUCCACAGAUAGUCUGCGGUCUUGGUACAACCUUUAUUGACGGUGCUUGGCUCCCAGUCCUCGAUGUACUUGAGUCGUUUGGAGUCGUUGAUCAGAACGCACAGCACACCGUCGACGAAAUUGGUGUUGAUCCGCUGCAUGGUGGACAGAAACAGGUCAUACUCGACAGAAGUUUUCUUGCUCAGUUUGGCAAUAUUCUUCUCCAAGUCGCGUUGGAGAUUGAUGCAGUUGGUCAGCGUGGUCAGCACAGACGAGUGAGGCGGGAUGAACCCAAACGAGUCCAGGUCAAACAGGUUUUUGUGCAAGUUCUGGUCAAAGUUGAUUUUGGAGCCGGCCAUGCUGAGCUGCGCGCUCGUGGCGUCGAAUAUAAAUCGCAGCUGUUGUAUUCCAGAUUCAGGAAGUACGGUAUUGGGUUUUCAUCAACACCAAGUUCCAGCAGUUUCUUGAUCGUUGGGAGGAACGAUUGGUCUGUCUGUGCACUGGAAAGCUCGACGUUCUCAAUAUGCACGUUUCCCAGCUUCUCCCACAACUGUUUCUUGUAUCCUGAUAAAAUGUCCUCCACUUCCAGCCAGAUCCUGUCGAGAACAGGUCUGUUGCUAGGAUUGUUCCGCAAAGACGCCUGGUACACCUUCUUCCCGGAGUUGUACUCUGUCAAGAUCGAGUCGAAGUCGCCAAUUGAGACCAACUCAGUAAAUUUCUUUGGAAGAUCAAGCAAUACGCUGUUGUUUGUAAGCAACGAGAGGAAGUUUUCGAUUUCAUUCGCACGAUCCAGUCCGUCCAGAACCGGGUUCAACAUCAUCGUGGACGAAACGUUCGCCUUGGCAAUCGACUCGCUCAGGUUCGAAACGUUUUCGGACAAAUUGCUCAUCGAGUACUCGCUCCGGGCAUUGAAGGCCUUGGAAUCGACCAAAUACUUGGUCUUCUUGGGGUCUCUGGAGUCGUCGAUCACGUCCUUGUCGAUCAAUUCGUCCAGAACGGACUCAUGGAACCCUAGAGGGUCGCCCACGUUCAACGCCGACCGCCGGCUCUGUGCGACGGGCUCGUCGGGCUGGUCUGUUAGAAACUUGUUGAGCUGUUCCUUGGGGAUCUUUCUGGCGAUUUCGUCCAGGUCGAUGUCCUCGUCCUGCACAAUCGGAUUCGACCCGGUCGAUGCACCAGCGUAA